AUGUCGAAGAAAGUUCCAGACGUAACCCCGUUGAUGUUCGAUAGCACUUCGUUAAUUUCGGACAUGAAUAUGAAUGUUCGAAGACCGGCCUCUGUUUGUUCCGGAGUGCAUAAAUCAUUGGUACAAAGUGUGUUGAGCAAAAUGGCCACUUUUGCGCCAGAAUGGGUCCACGACGCCGAUUCUGUUGAGUACGACACAAGCAAGUCUGGAUACCCAUCGCAAUCAAAAUCUCCUAAAACAAAGUCAAAAGCAGAGCCAGUACCAAAUUUAAAGGGAAUUGGCUGGUCGAAGGAAUCUCUAACAAGAAAUUUGAAACUCGAGCUCUCGAUCAGAGAUGAGCCCUUAAUAACAACCGAAUGCUAA
This is a messenger RNA of Mitosporidium daphniae, 363 nucleotides long. RefSeq lists its product as uncharacterized. The record is from RefSeq and is a predicted model, not a curated record. The transcript has a single exon. Bases 1 to 363 code for a protein of 120 amino acids. NCBI's taxonomy places the organism in Eukaryota, Fungi, Microsporidia.